AAAUUGAGACGUUCACGUACUACGUAGGUAAUCGGUGUUUGUUUGGCGUUGUUCUCUUCUCUUGUUUCUCUACAAACAAAAAAAUGGCUUUCUCUGCAAUUUCUAUGCACUGCUCUCCCCAAUUUCUUCGCGUUCUUCCUCAAUCUCAUACUUCCAUCUCCUCACGAUUUUCAACUCCAUCUCUCAAUCGCCGUUUUACUCCUAAACCUCUUUCAAUUCGAUCACUUUCCGCUCCUGCUGCUUCUGCUGCACCUGCAUCUGGGGCUGUGGCACCUGCAAUUUCGCUUACAGAUAAUGCACUGAAUCACUUGAAUAAGAUGAGGUCUGAACGGAGUCAAGAUUUGUGUUUAAGAAUAGGUGUCAAACAGGGUGGAUGCUCUGGUAUGUCAUACACAAUGGAUUUUGAGGACAGGGCUAAUGCAAGGCCAGAUGACUCCAUCAUUGAAUACAAAGGUUUUGUGAUUGUUUGUGAUCCUAAGAGCCUACUAUUCGUAUUUGGCAUGCAAUUAGACUAUAGUGAUGCUCUGAUUGGGGGAGGCUUUAAUUUCAAGAACCCUAAUGCGACACAAACCUGUGGAUGUGGUAAAUCCUUUAAUGCAGAGAUGUAAAAUCAUGUUUAUAGACAGUAGUUACAAUACUAAGGUAAAUGUUUCAAGCAAUACAUGGACUAAUUAUAGGAUUGUAUUACCAACUAUUACAUUAUAAUAGUAAUUGUCAAGAAAAAAAUUAUGGAAUUUGUUUGUUAUUCCUAUUUCUGUUGA
Molecule: messenger RNA, 761 nt
Organism: Trifolium pratense (red clover)
Lineage: Eukaryota; Viridiplantae; Streptophyta; Magnoliopsida; Fabales; Fabaceae
Product: iron-sulfur assembly protein IscA, chloroplastic
Exons: 3
Coding region: 84-608 (174 amino acids)
Biological process (GO): iron-sulfur cluster assembly
Cellular component (GO): chloroplast stroma
Molecular function (GO): protein-macromolecule adaptor activity; iron-sulfur cluster binding
Source: RefSeq, a predicted model, not a curated record